AUGCUUUCAAAGGUGGAGAUUGAAACUAAAGAUGGCCUUACUCUACUUUCGUACAUAAACCCGUUGAUUGAUGGAGCAGGGAAGAAAACCCCAUCAUUCUCUCUUUCUGAAAAGCUUGGGUCUCUUGUCUUCAAAGGGAUAUUCCUCAACGCAGAAGACCAGCUAAUUGCUAAACACAUUCUGCACUCCAUGGUAUCUGACCUGGCAAUUGACUCAGACAGCCUUCUUCUCAAGAAACAUGCUACAAUAUAUGCAUACAUUGAUAACUAUCUGUCCUCUAGGAAUCCUGCAUUCCCCAUUCCCAGGAAGAGACCUAUCGGCGCGCUUGCAUCUACGCCUGGCUUAUCUCCAAAGAAAAAGGUGUUUGUUGAAGUCACUGAUAAAGUGUUUCUUAGGCUCUCCCAUGGAAGGACCAUCAGCACGUGCUACGGCCAGAUAUCCACGAGGCCAUCAGAGGAUGUUGGCCAAAUGUCGCUAAAAAUUGACUCUAGGUCCCUGGGCGGUCUUCGCCACAUACAGUACGAUCCAUCUGUCUGCAGAGAGAGAGAAGGAAUUACUACACUCCUCAUAUGCCCCUCUAAAAGUGCCACUAUAAUGACCUAUACGUACACGGGAAGUAUUAGCGAUCUCCCAGUAGUUAAAGCUAUAUUGGUAGACACUAAGACCAUUGAGAUACUCGUGUGCUUUACGUCUGGAAAGCUUCCUGACUCAUUUAGUACAUCUCUUUCAUUCGACUAUGCUGUGGGUAAUAUCAGCGUAGAGUGCAAAGAGGGAACGUACGAGUACAGCGCAGGGAACAGAACACUCAGCUGGAACCUAGGGAGCGUAGCAGGGAAUGCCUCAAUUACCGUGCACACAACAGAGUCGCACAGGGCCAGUGCAUCUGUUAAGUAUCUCUGCAAGUAUGGAAAAACCGCAGUGUCAAGUGUGCUGGUAAAGAGCCUGGCAUCAGAAGCAGACGAGAACUGGAUAAAGCAUACAACUGACGUGUCUGGGAUGCUUAGGCUGCAGGAUUAA
Molecule: messenger RNA, 1017 nt
Organism: Nematocida minor
Lineage: Eukaryota; Fungi; Microsporidia
Exons: 1
Coding region: 1-1017 (338 amino acids)
Source: RefSeq, a predicted model, not a curated record